This is a messenger RNA of Pseudoliparis swirei, 2221 nucleotides long. RefSeq names its product cortexin-3. The coding region runs from base 270 to 521 and encodes 83 amino acids. The record is from RefSeq and is a predicted model, not a curated record. The transcript has 2 exons. NCBI's taxonomy places the organism in Eukaryota, Metazoa, Chordata, Actinopteri, Perciformes, Liparidae.
GCAACAGCAGAGCGCGAGCCACUGCGAGGCUUUUUGUUUUUGUUUUUGUUGUUGUUGUUGUUUGUUUGUUUGUUCAUUCCGUCAAGGAGUAGAGGAGCCCUGACGGUGCGUGUGCUUUACAUGUGGAGUCCUGUGACGCGAUGGAGAGCCGCCGCUGACGGAGAUCCCCGAGCUCCCCUCACACCAACAGGUCCGCUGACUCCAUCUUCCCCUUCAAAAUAAAAUCCUUCCGCGAACCGACAAGAGAGCUGGAGGCGAGACGGUCGAGCAUGGACGUGCCCAGGAUGGCCGAGGGCCUCUUCAGCAGCACGCUGUCCUCGUCGGGCGGCGCCCACCACGUGCCUUCCUACCUGACGCUGGAGCAGAAGGCGGCCUUCGUCUUCGUGCUGCUGCUCUUCAUCUUCCUGGCGCUGCUCAUCGUGCGCUGCUUCCGCAUCCUGCUGGACCCGUACCGCAGCAUGCCGUCGUCCAACUGGACCGACCACGCCGAGAAGGACACGUUCGAUUACCGCAUCGUCUGAGGAGGAGGAGGAGGAGGAGGAGGAGGAGCCCCCCUUUGGAGAGAAUGUGCAUUGCAUUUCUUUGAAUUAGGAAGUAAACAAAUAGAGAGAUUUAAAUAAAUAGAAGACUGAUUUUGAGGCUAAAACAACAUGUCUGCCGAUUCACCGGGAGGAAGAAGAACGACAGCUUUACGGGAGAAUCCUCGAAAACGAGCGCCGACCAGAGUUCAACAGCCUCUCCCUGCCAAAUCUGAAACAUCUGAACUGUAACCAGACAACCAGAACUAUGCUCUGACGAUUAUUGAUCAGACCCUCAGUUCGAGGGAUCCCCCCCCCCCCCCCCCCCGUAAUUUACCCCAACUUUUAACCAUUCCCUCCCAUCAGUUCUCCUUUGGACUACGUCGUUCCUCCGUGUUUAUUUCUCCCAUCUCACACAGGUUGAAUGUCUUCUUGAGGUUCUAACAGUGUUUACAUCUUAUCAUGUUUACGUCCGUAGAUUUUUCUUGAUAAUGUAGACAAUCAGUGUUGGAAAAACCCGCGUGGAUAGUCAGGGUUGUUGAGCUAUGUCAUUUUAUUCGUGGACGAGGUCCAACAGACUUUGUAUGACCGGUGUACUUCAGGCGAAGACGAGUUUUGAUGCCUUAUGUCUUUGUCGGAUGGUCGUUCCGUUCAGUAGGAUGGGACCCAAAGCCGGUUACGCAAUCGCAAAGACGGUCGUGGACGAGUUCUCCCUUUAAGGUUCACGGUUUGGACCGAUAAGUGCCAGCAGCGAGGGAUGACAAGUGUUCUUGCGUAUCCCGUUUUAAAAAAGAAACGAUUAGUCCUUUCUGUCCGAGAGGGCCCUUCGGUGUCCGUGUCCUUUCGAUGUCAGCAACCAAAAGAAGUAUUGGAAGAAAAGAAGAAAAAAACGUUUACUGUGCUGUACCGUGUGCCUAAGUUGAAGAAUAAGACGGGGGAAAAAAAUUAAACGUUUAGAUCGGUGUUUUAGGGAAAAAAGAAAGACAACGGCUAAAAAUAUUUGUCUUUAAAUGUGUUUUUUUCUUUAAUUUAAAGACAUUUAAACAGCAUUUUACUGCCUGCUGUUGGCAUAUUGACAGUUGGUAUGCCGGAGCUGCAGAGCGUUGACGACGAUGACGACGACGACGAUGACGAUGACGAUGACGAUGUCGAAACCCUUUAUGAACUGACGUUGUGGCUUUUUCGUUGGGCAAAGUAUUCUUCAACCGUGCGCCUUAUAGUGUAGAUUGUUUACAGUAUCGUCGGUGUGGCGGAGACGUGGGGAAAUCAGCCGGUCGCUGCCGCGUCUUUGCACUUCACGGAGAUGUCAAGUCGACCUGCUCCGGUUCUGCGCCGGGGACAGGAAGUGACCUCUGCCCUCCCCCCCCCCUUUCGUUGACGUGUGGUGUUCUUGUGAUCUGCUGUGGCCUUUUCCUAUCGCAGAUGUUGUGCAGAGGUGCUGAUGUGCGUGCCCCCCCACCCCCCCCGACCCCCACGCCCUGCAUGUAUUUCUUGCCCAGUAUCUCCUCCGUGCAUGAUAUACGGUGAAGUGCUUUACCCCCGAUGUCGUAGCUGUGGGUCAGUUGCUCAAGCAGCUUUAUUUGUGUUCCUGUCUGUACGGAGCCUCUUUUUUUGUUUUCAAUCUGUUUGUUUGUUUUUUGCCUCGAGCCACCGUCCAUUUUCUUUUUUUCUUCUUUUCUAAUAAAAAAGAUCCGAGAGCCAAA